Molecule: messenger RNA, 622 nt
Organism: Humulus lupulus (European hop)
Lineage: Eukaryota; Viridiplantae; Streptophyta; Magnoliopsida; Rosales; Cannabaceae
Product: large ribosomal subunit protein eL31
Exons: 2
Coding region: 88-453 (121 amino acids)
Biological process (GO): cytoplasmic translation
Cellular component (GO): ribosome; cytosolic large ribosomal subunit
Molecular function (GO): structural constituent of ribosome
Source: RefSeq, a predicted model, not a curated record
AUAUUAAGGAGUGAGAGUCUAGGGUUUUCUGUCAGCAGCCGAGAGUAGUAGUUUGUGGCUUCGGGGGUGAUCGAAGGAGGUUCGGCAAUGGUGGAAAAGAGCAGCAAAGGACGAAAGGAAGAGGUGGUCUCAAGGGAGUACACCAUCAACCUCCACAAACGCUUACAUGGAUGCACAUUUAAGAAGAAGGCUCCAAAUGCAAUAAAGGAAAUCAGGAAAUUUGCCCAGAAGGCAAUGGGUACAACUGACGUCCGAGUGGAUGUCAAGCUCAAUAAGCAAAUUUGGAGUCGCGGCAUCAGGAGUGUGCCAAGGAGAAUUCGAGUCCGCAUUGCACGGAAGAGAAAUGAUGAAGAAGAUGCCAAGGAGGAGCUCUAUUCAUUAGUCACUGUUGCAGAGAUCCCUCCAGAGGGAUUGAAGGGGUUGGGCACCAAGCUGGUUGACGAAGAGGACUAAGUACUUGGUUGAGUAAUUCCAAUUUUGUCAAAUUCAUCUUUGUUUUUCUUUUGUUGUUCAACUUAGGAUCGUGUCAGAAUUUUUCCCAUUUGCACAUUCAAGACUUCGUAUAUUUGUUUCUGUUUCCCGUACUCAUUUAAAAGUAUAUGGAGUCUCAGUUUAAAAACCA